This is a messenger RNA of Vicia villosa (hairy vetch), 777 nucleotides long. RefSeq lists its product as uncharacterized. The record is from RefSeq and is a predicted model, not a curated record. NCBI's taxonomy places the organism in Eukaryota, Viridiplantae, Streptophyta, Magnoliopsida, Fabales, Fabaceae. The coding region runs from base 1 to 777 and encodes 258 amino acids. The transcript is spliced from 2 exons.
AUGGAGUUAGUGGAUGUUCCUACUAUAGGAGGCAAGUUCACUUGGUUUAGUAGCAAUGGUAGAGCAAUGAGUAGAAUUGAUAUAUUCUUGUUAUCGGAUAGUCUCAUUGAGGAUUGGAAGGUUGUGGGGCAAGUUAUAGGUGGUAGAGACAUUUCCGAUCACGCUCCUAUUUGGAUAAAAAAUAAUAAGAAGGAUUGGGGCCCUAAACCGUUCAAAUUCAAUAACAAUUGGUUGAAUCACAAAGAUUUUGGAAAGUUCGUGGAAGAAGAAUGGGCCAAGAUUAAUGUGAAAGGGAGGGGAGAUUUUUGUUUGGUGGAGAAACUAAAAAUUCUAAAAGGAAGGCUUAGUUGGUGGAAUAAAGUGGUGUAUGGUUGCUUGGAUCUCAACAUUGACAAGGCAAGCGAGGAGUUGACUUUUUUAGAUAACGAGUUUGUUCAUUUUGCAGGAAAAGCUCCAGAGGAUAUGGUUAGAAAGAGAACAAAGGCGUUGGAGGAGUUUUGGGUUAAUCUUAACAAGAAAGAAGGUCUUCUUCGGCUUAAAUCAAGACAAAUGUUGCUAUCCGAAGGUGAUCGAAACUCUCGUUUUUUUCAUGAUUCCCUUAGAAAUAGAAAAGGAAAAAGCACGCUUUGUUCUAUUUCUACAAGGAGGGAGUUCUUUAAGGAAAAGGAGGUGUGUAGACCGGUUCCUUUAGAUAUGGGAUUGGUUUGCAUUUCAAGUAUGGAGAGUGUGGAGAUGGAGGGUCCGUUUUUGGAAUCGGAAGUGAAGGAGGCAAUAUGA